AUGGCCGAACCCGAAGAGGCCGGCUCGUUUACCUACAGUGCAGACCUGGACAGAGCAACCGCUGCAAACUAUAAACCGAAAACACAGUACCGUUACGGCCUCGCGGGCGACAAGUACGACGUGGAAUUCCAGAGGAAAGACGUGAAAGAUGCGAUCCACAUCAUCACAUCCGAGAUCAAACGGAAAGGAACGAAAACCCCGUAUUUGCUACUGCCCUUCAGACCACAACAACAUGAGCCGGCCCUCAAGUCUUUCUUAAAUGCCAUAUUCGACAACGGAAAAGUGGCAGAUCCAGAAGUAGUCCGUGCAGAAACAAGCCAAGCGAGUCCCUACGUGCUGAUCAGUGCGCUCAAAUUCUUCUGGUGCCGACUCCCGGGAAAUUGCGUGGUAGGCUGGAAGACAUACACCAAGUUCGUCACGCUCGACGAGGAGGCAGGCUUCCCCAAACGUGCGUUUCUGGAGUUCAUGCCGAGCUGUCUUUCGUCCGGCGCGCACGCGUCGAUCGUGUACGAUUUCUUUGACCUAAUCGUUGCACUGAUCCUUAACUCGAAGCACAACAUGCUCAGUGCGAAGAAGGUGGCCAGGCUGUGCGGCCUGUGGGCGUUCCAUCCUGUGAAAAACAAACAGAACGAAACCCCAAGUUUCGAGAGAGGCAUGUACGAGUGGAUCCCUGCAGGCGAUGCGACCUUCCACUUGCUGCUUUCCUUUCUUGAUUCGAUGCCGCCAAAGGGACAAAUAGAAAAGUUGCCCAAGUCAUUACAGCAUAUCUUGAAAAAUACCCCGUACCCUCCACCGGCAACAACCACAUCCAGCUCGUCGUCGCGUUUUCUCCAGGAAGUGCCUAUGAUCACCAUCAAGGUGAACAAUCCGUCAAAGAACCCGGCAGAAUUGCUGGUAAGAGUCUCCAAGACCCUAAAAUUCAACGACCCGACCGUGUUCUACACCAGAGAAGACUAUCUACUACUCAAGCGGCUAUUCAAAGACGUGGACGGUCUUAUAAGCAAACUCUCGAGCGAGGGAAGCCGUCUUCUGGACAAUAUGUGCAUAUUCGACGAAGACAUGAUCAGCGAUGGGACCUCAGGUAACCAGCUGGCUUACAAGCUUGUUCCCGGUUGGUCUGCAGAUAUGACAUCUCCGAAGCCCGUCGAGCUGCGCGAUGCGGAUUACUUCACAGCUACCGUCUCGAGGGCUACUAUAGACGACUAUUUUAUAUGGACAUGGUUGGCUUCUCUGGGCAGCGAGGAGACUAGUGCCAAAAAGAAAAUGUUUGGUAAGACAUACAUCAUGGAGGUCGAGCUUGCAGAAGGUUUCAAGAAAUGGGUCAUUGUGGAGGAACAGGAUAUCGAAAGGGAUAACUAUGAUAUUGAGAUGGAGCUUAAGCAGGAGAAGCUCAAGUACUUGCAAGACAAGAUCCGGGAGGCUGAGAAGGAGGUCGAAAAGAUGAAGGUUGCCAACAGAACGAGGGUUGUGUCCGAGAGCAAAGACCUGAAUGAUAUCACCAAUAAGAUAUCUGAACCUCUUCCUUCCAAGCCAUAUGAAACAAGCCCCUUACCGCCUCCUCCUGUUCCAGAAAAGGAUUUUCCAAGAACUCCUGAUGGGAAAGAGAAUGGGUCUUCUAACCCGCCAAAUGAGCGCGGUGCCAAAGCCUAUAGUGGCAGUUCUUAUUAUACUGCACUGCAGACUCCGUCUCCUGCGAGAGACGACAGAAAACCGCCGCCAAUGAGACCGAUUAGCGAACUGACACAUGAGGUUGACAGGUCGGCGAUAUUAUUGCCACCUCCAGCCAGCGUUCCCGCAAAUAAGACCGUGCGUACUAAUAACAGGCUCCCACCACCUCAGCACGAUCAUUUGGCGCCACAGCCGAAGCAGGAACAUCACAGAGAGCAACCUGCGGAUGAUUUGCAAAACCGUCGUUCGGCGGUCAGCCAGAAACCUCUGCCUCCGGUAAAGCAGAAAGUUGUGCCUGGCUCUUUCUCACACCAGGCACUCGCAUAUACCCCUGAGAAUAUUUCGCCAGAAACUACAGCCUCUGCUGCCUUAGCGUCUCCUUCACCGGCACCGAUAGCAGCUUCGUCGCCGGCUUCAGUCUCAGUGCCUAGCUUUGAGCCGCCAAGGAUGCUGCAGCAGAAACGCAACUCCAAGAUUAUCGAUGACAUCGAGAGUUUGGAGUCUGAAUUGAUGGAUGUCCUGAAGGAUGACGAGGAGCCCGCAGAUUCAGCCGAACCGUCACCUCACAAAGCCAGAAUCUCGCCUCCUGUCCAUAUACGCGGCCCAGUGCAUGCGGCCGCGCCAUCUGGAUCAAACCAGGCUAUGCAGCGUUACUCUCACCACGGGGCUCCCUCAAUCGGCUACGGCAUCAACGCUCCUCGUCCAGCAUACGCGUCGCCGGCUCCGCGGUCUCGCUCGUCGUCUCUGCUGCGCUACGACCAGAGCUUAUCACCGUCACCGGAGCACGUGGCACAGUCUCCAUACGGCUCUCCUGGUUUCGAACAACGCGGCAGGAUGCCUCCUCCUAUGCAGGCAGUGCAACCAAUGCCUAUGAACUACUACCCACAAUACCCCCAAUACCGUACAUACCCGGUGCCCCCGCCAAACGGUUAUGCUGUUCCCCACGGUCUACCGUACGGGGGCUACCCUCCGCCAAACGGCUACGCUGCUGCUGCUGUUCCUCCUCAGGGCUACGCACCUGCGCCAGCUUAUGGUGGUGGCCAAUUUGCCCCGGCUCCUGUGGGUCUUGCGCCCCGCCACAAGAACAAGAACCAGAACCCAAACAAGACGCAGGCGCGCAAUGCUCUCAUGAAAGGCGAUUUCGGAAUAUGA
This is a messenger RNA of Ogataea haglerorum, 2820 nucleotides long. RefSeq lists its product as uncharacterized. Lineage: Eukaryota; Fungi; Ascomycota; Pichiomycetes; Pichiales; Pichiaceae. The record is from RefSeq and is a predicted model, not a curated record. The transcript has a single exon. Gene Ontology annotation, cellular component: cellular bud neck; cellular bud tip. The coding region runs from base 1 to 2820 and encodes 939 amino acids.